Molecule: messenger RNA, 1308 nt
Organism: Paramecium tetraurelia
Lineage: Eukaryota; Ciliophora; Oligohymenophorea; Peniculida; Parameciidae
Exons: 3
Source: RefSeq, a predicted model, not a curated record
AUGUAAUUGCCACCAUAACCAGUUGGAGUAAUGACUUAUUACUCUGAUUAAUAUGAACCUUAGUGUCCAUUAUGUCAAUCAGGAGAGCAUACUUCAUAAACAGAAUCCAAUUUCGUUUAGUCAUCACACGCAAUGACUGGAUAACAAAUUCGAGGGAGAGUUGUGUACACAUCUCCUGAGAGAAUAGUCUCUCGAAAGGUGAUCGAAGGUGUUGCUUUAUCACCAAUGCAACUAAGAUAACAAUAAGCAAUUACUCCUCCCAGAGUGAUGCCAAUAACUUCUUAAAUAAUCAAUACACCCCCCAUCAUUCAAUAGAAGUCCCCAAUAUUGGUUCAAUAAUCUCCAGUGAUUAUGUAGCAAGCUCCUAUUCAACUACAAUAAUCUCCUAUGGCCAUCAACACUUAAUCAAACAUAAUCUAAUAGGCUAUUUAUCAACCACCAAUUUAAUAGUAAUAUCAAGUGCAACCUUAAAUUUAAUAGGCUUAAAUAACUCAAACUAACAUAAAUACUUAAUAAUUUAAUUAAUAACUUUAACAAUCUCAGUUAAUAUAGCAAGAAUUGUUAUUGAAAUAAAAAGAAUGGGCUGAGAAAUACUACAAAUAAUCUGAAGAAAUUUAAUAACACAACUUAGCGUAUUCUUAAUUGUAAUCCUAAUACCAAGAGUAAUUAGAGUAAUAUGAAGCCUUGAAACAAGCCUAUUCACUCACAACUUAAUAUUAAACUCAAAACUUUAUUCCAUCAUUUUUGUAAACUGUCUAGUAUAAAGUAAUAAACAAAGAUGGCAAUUCUUAAUAUAGUUAAGAAGAAAUUGAAUUAUAUUGGAGGCAUCAGGUUUAUCAAUUAGAAUAACAAAUGUAUUAGUUGUGGGAGAAGAUUAAUUAGAAAAAGCUGAAAAAGGAUUUACCUACCAAAUCAGAAGACACUCAAAAAAUUGAGUAAUUACAAUUGGAGGUUGGACAUUUAGAACACAUUUAAAGAAUGAAAAUGAAUUCUGUAGUAAUUCUGAGAAAUAAACUAAAUGAUCUUAUGUAUUAACAUGAUCCAGCCACAGAGGCUACACGAGAAUAUGACUUAUAAUUAUAGCAACUCAGAUAAAAAGUAAUGCAAUUGAAUUCGAGAUUGACUGAAGUGCAGGAUGAAAUAUAAAUGUCAGAAGCUUAAAAUGAAGCAAUCAAGAGUGGAAAAGGAUUUAAAUUUGUGUCUGUCAAAUAAGCUACUAGCUAAGUUAGGUAAGUAACAAAUUCUGUAAGAACAAAUUAGGCUUAAGACUAUUAGGCUUAUUGAUUAUACAUUAUAUUUAAGAUUAAU